Molecule: messenger RNA, 3708 nt
Organism: Encephalitozoon intestinalis ATCC 50506
Lineage: Eukaryota; Fungi; Microsporidia; Unikaryonidae
Exons: 1
Coding region: 1-3708 (1235 amino acids)
Source: RefSeq, a predicted model, not a curated record
AUGCUGAUAGGCAAGUUGGAGGAGUUUCCAUCGCUCAAAAACCCUUCUGGACAGGAAGGAAAUCCACUCAGACGCAAGAAGAGGAAGCUUAUUCUGUAUUCCCUGUACAUCUUCUCUGUAAUUGCAAUGUGCCGUCUGACCAAGACAUUCUAUUGGCUUUACACUUUAGACCUUAGUAAGUUGCAACUCAACAAAGUGGUUUAUGACACAAAGACAUGGAAGAAAAUAGAGGUGGGAAUUUCGCUUGAGAACUCGGAGUCCCCGAUUCAUGUGAAGUUUACAGAUGUAUAUGCCAAUCUAUUCAGUAUAUCACCAGAUGGAAGCGAGAAUCCUUUACUUUCACUGAGGAUUCCAAUGGCAAACAUUGCAAAGCACAAGAAUAUCCUGUUUAAUGGAGACAUAUACAUAGAAAACUUCAAUAGGAGGAAUGUGAUUGAAUCAAGAUUUUCGGUUCACUUUGGAAUCAGAAUGGAUGCACGGAUGUACCCCCGGUUGUGCUUUAUAAGAUUUCCUUUUCGUAACUCGCAAUCCUUCUCCCUGGGGAGCUCUGUCUCAAGUCCUGGGAAAGAGGUUGUGCUUAAACAGGUGUAUGCAGAAUCGAGAGAUGGAAUGCUUCUGCUAGAGUGUGAGAUAGACAACAAAAAAUUCAAUGUCCCGAAGUUUGUUGCGAUCCGGAGCCGUGGGGUUGUGAUUAACUUUGGAGGGAAGGGCAACCCAAGGAUUGUAAACGUCGGACCUGUGGAGGUGGAUGGAUCCAUAUUCCUGACUCCCUUGAUUAUAAGGAUCAGCAUCACCCCUGAAUGGGGAGAAGAGCUUAAGGAAAAUCUCAUCAAGGGACUUAAUGGAGAAGAGGUAAGCAUCAAGGUGAAGGGCUUCUACUUUAAGGGAGACGACGAAAACCCGUCGGAAAAAUGGAUUGGCCUCGGACUUAGUAUUGGGUUCAAUACCAGAAGCUUUCGAAGCCAUGACAUAGCGUUUAAGAACAGGAAGAAGAAAUGCCCUAUUCUUAAGAAGCCAUUGGUAAUUCUAAAGAACGGCAUAUUGGAAGACCUUCCAGGGUUCCGUGCAUUUAUUCGAAAGGAAAUCUUUCCGUUCAUCGAGAGCCACAGCAUCCUAGUGAUGCGCUCGAACAUGUUCUUCGGGGACAUCUAUUUCAACAAAUUCCUGAUUGGAAGGAUCAAAAUCUUCAUUGAUAACGGAGACGAGUAUUUUGUGGUGACAUGCAUGCUUUCUGAAUUUGAUUCUGAGGAGCUUCUGAAGGCCUUCAGAUCGUCGAAUGAAAAGGAAGUGAAGAUUGUCUUUGGUUCUUCCAACGGCCUGAUGGUUCUUGUAAAUGACAUUGAGCUUGUGUGGAAUCUAUCUAAAGGACUGUUGUAUCUUUUUUACAAGAACCACGAGUACAACAUUUUGUCCUCCCAAAAGGAUUUGAAUGUAAUUGAUGUCUUACAUACUGUUUCAAGUGGUUUAUCAUCCCUCCGGAUCGAUACCCUGGCCAGGUUUUCUCCAGGGAGGAAGAGCUCCUUUACAACCUUCCAACUGAAGCUUGUUGGAUUCGACUUUUCCUUUUCCAAUGCGGGAAUAAAUGCGAAAUUCUCUGUGGAGGACACCAACAUAAUAUACCAGAACAGUGAAGAGCCGUUGAACAGAAGGAUCUUUGGGGAGUUUUUGAUGCAUACAAACAUCAGCGACUCACUGAAAAGCAUACUUGAGAAGUUAGAACACAACGGAGACUCUUCGGAGAAGGAAGAGAAGGAGGAUGGCAGAAGACUCCUCCUCAAAUACAACAAGGACAAGCCUUGCAAAAUAAGAAAGCAUUUUUUCUCUGUGCAUCUCCUGGAGGAUGAAACACCCCAGUACUCUGGAGUAGUCAUACGAAAUGUUAUUAGAAUACCAUGCGACACAAGGUUCAAUCUGACAGCCUACACAAAGAACCUAAACCUGAAGAGGGCCAAGCCAGUUGUUGUAAACUUUGGGUAUACCAAGAUCUGCUAUUUGUUGAUGAAAGGUGGAUCACGGAUAGAGCUUGGGAAUGGGAUAGACUUUUCGGUGUCUUUUUCGAACCUACAUGACCUCGUAGCGUUAGGAGCGAAUAAUGUAGCUGUUGUUUGUGAUGAGGGGGAUUAUGUAGCAAGAGCAAUCAAGGACAUACUUGCUUGGAUCACAAGAAGAGACGAUGAGGAUGGUGUUAAAAAGCAGAUAUGUCCUAAAGACAUGGUGUUUAAGUCUAAGUUAAAGAGGUUGAAGGACUGGGCUCUGAGCACCGGGCGUGUAUAUGAAGGAAUCACAGAGAUAUCCAUUCCCAUUGAGAUGUUCAAUUCUACAAACAUUGAAUUCGAUAUUCCAAACGUUGGAUUUAUGGUCUUGGAAGAGGAGAACAAGAGCACACCCUAUAGGGGGUUUGGGUCCAUAGAAAUCUUGCCCAGCAUCCAAUACAUGUUUGAGGGCCAUAUAUACAAAUCUUUUGGAGUGCUAUACAGAUUUUCCGAGAUUUCCUCAAACAAUACUUUGUUAAACAUGCAUCUUAUUGUCGAGGAUAAGAUAUACGAAUCGGAGAUAAUAAAUUACGACUCAUACAGAAGAGUGAUGGGGGAUGUAAGGGAUGAGAUGUUCAAAAAGGAUGACAAGAAGGAAAAGAAGGGAAUGUCUGUUGAGAUCUCCAGCUCAACCAACUUUAGGAUACAGAGGAUUGGGAAGACUAUCUCUUCCGAGGGAGACACCUGGUUUGUGAAGAUUGUUAACAAUAAUCUGAGAGACUUCUUGUUUUUGGGGAUUCCUAAUCUUCUUUUGAAGUCUUUCUAUGGGGUUAUACCGUCAGGAAUAAGGUUUGAGAUUGACAUGGACAAAAAUGCCAUGGGGCUUUACAUAGGGUCACGAGAAACAAAUCCUUGGGAAAUCCAAGGAGAGAGGAAGGAAGACGGAUUCUAUGACAUUCUCGACGUUAGACUCUCCAGAAUCUUGUUCUCCGACAUGAUCAAAUACAAUUUCGAGGUCGUGGAGAAGUAUUCUAAUGGGAAGAAAAUCACAAUAGUGAAAAGUCCAUACCACAACUCUUUCGAAGAUACAUCAGAGUAUAAGGAUUGGAACCUCAGCAGCAAGUUUGAAUUAGAAGGAACUAUCCCAAACCAGGGGGGCGUAUGGAUUACCAAGUUAAAGUUCAGUAUACCAAUUGCAUUUGCUUUUGCAAGUCUCUUCCCCGGAAAUGGUCCCUAUUCUCCCAAGAUGAAUGCCUUAGGAAUGUACCUGGAGUUUUUCCUUCCGUUUGACCUCUUUAUUAAAUCUUCGGAGCUCCCGGCCGAGAUUGUGCUUGUUUCAAAAUCCAAUGACAGGGAGCUCUGUAGACUUGGGUUUGGGAUGGCAGCAAAGAGGCCAAACGUGUUUUUUAUGAGUAUCUCUGUCCCGCCAAAGUCGUACAUACUAAGUCUUAAAAAUGUUUUAGAGCGCUAUAGAAUUAGGAGGAAGUAUAAGAAUGACAUCAACCUUCCUAAGAUCCAGCAGGAUGUAUCGAUAUCAGUCUCUGUUAAUGGAGUUGAGGUCUUCAAGGUCCUCAAUAGAAUAUUAAUAGAUGCUUAUGAAUUUAGCGGUUUCAUACACACAUUGGCUUUCCUCGAAAAACGCCUGGUAAAGCUCACAGGCUUCAUGGCAAAGAGGAUUCAAGUAGGGCUUCAAGAAAAGAAAAAGAAACAACCUCCAGCAUUGGAGGGCCAUUAG